Molecule: messenger RNA, 2414 nt
Organism: Rhea pennata
Lineage: Eukaryota; Metazoa; Chordata; Aves; Rheiformes; Rheidae
Gene: EGFL7
Product: EGF like domain multiple 7
Exons: 10
Coding region: 1239-2135 (298 amino acids)
Biological process (GO): anatomical structure development
Cellular component (GO): cell surface; extracellular region
Molecular function (GO): signaling receptor binding; calcium ion binding
Source: RefSeq, a predicted model, not a curated record
GGGCUCCGGCCCCGGGCGGCGAGCCGGCCCGACAAAUAACCGCGAUAAGCUGGUUGUCCGUCGCGGGGGCCGCGCGGGGCCUCGAAUGCCUCGAAGUUACGAGCGUGGAGCUGGGUAAUUUGCGCGCUUUUCGUUUUCAGCAGCGAGGUCCCGCUGUCCCAGCCCGCUGCGGUGUUUGGCUGUGGGUAGGAGCAGCAGGGAUGUGCGGGAACCGGCCGGCCGCGCCGGAGGCAACACGGAGCGGGACCGUGCCAGGGAAGAGCUCUUGCAGAAAUGAUGGGGCACGAUUUUUUUUCCUAAGGUCUAACAUUCACAGAAUCGAUUCACUAUGCAAAGAAUCAAAUAUAAGAAGAAAUAGCAAGGCUUUGUAAGUGAUAAAAUUAAUUUAGAAGUGGACUGGGAAGCGUCUGCCGCUGCCUGGGAAGCUGUGGGAGACAGAAGCCCAGGUACAGUCGCUGGAGCCAGAGCGUCCUCAAUAACCACAUCCCUCCUCUGGGUGAAAUGGGGCUGGGGUGGGCGCAGAAAGCACUGAACCUGCCCUGACGUGGGCUCGUUCGGCUCCUAAACGUUAUUCCCUGUGACCCCGCGAUUAAUACUGGGGAUUGAAUUACUUCCCAUCUAUCAUGCUAAACUGCCAGCUCUGUACAAGUUUCCUUGCAGAUAAGGAAGGAAAAUUGAAUUUGGGAAGUGUGCUCGUUUGAGCCGUUCCCAUUGCCUGGUGCUGCAGCUGGGGCUGGCUCUGGGGAGACAGAUUUACCGACUGCAACAAAUCAGAGUAAACGAACCUGAGUCACAGUUACACCGGCAGCUGAAGGGCAUGGUGAGGGAAGAUUUAACUUGAGCUUUCAAGGCAGUUAGAGAAGGACAGGGAAAAGGAGAUUAAAAGGCAGGUCUCUGUGAACAGAAGAGAGUAGUUAAAAAUGCUGUUUAAUUCUCCGUCCCUUCUCCUACGAGUGAAUGCUUGGAUUCCUGACUGCUCCCUGGGAGGUGCCUGCAGAGAGGAAAACUCAGACUUCUGGAGCUGGAGACUUUCUCCUGGUACAGAAGCAGAAUUGGAGCAAAGGGAUCUUGUUAAGCGCUCUCUUCUGAAAGCGGCUGCUCACUGUAAGAAACCAAGAUGCCCUUUAAGAAAAGGAUCCCUGUCCAGGACAAAUGACAGAGCACCACAGAUAAGUUCCAGGGUGCCCCGCUGACGAGCGAGACAUGCAGUAGGAGCAGGCGCUUCCCGUCGGAGGGUGAUGCUCGUUGGUGCCGCACGGCCCAGCGCACAACGGAGAGAGCGGCACGGGAGAGGCCAAGAGAUGCACCGAGUCGGCUGCCUCCUCGCAGGACUUGUCUUCAUCCUCGGUGUGAUCGGCACGGGCGGUUUUGCCCCGGCAGGCCGUCGAGUCUGCGCCACGGAGCCGCGGAGCCGGCUGGCCGCCGUGCCGGAGUCCCACGUGCAGCCCGUCUACCAGCCCUACCUCACCACGUGCCAGGGGCAGCGGCUCUGCAGCACCUACAGGACCAUCUACAAGGUCGCCUACCGGCAGGCGUACAGGCAAGUGCCCCAGCCCGCGGCCUCGUGCUGUCCCGGCUGGAGCCGAGCUAGCGGCCACGCGCUCAGCUGCAACAAAGCUCUCUGCUGGGUGCCGUGCCAGAACGGUGGGAGCUGCGCCUUCCCCAACAGAUGCGCCUGCCCGCCGGCGUGGACGGGGCCAACCUGUGAGACAGACGUGGAUGAGUGCGCCCGCCGGGGCCACGGCUGCAGCCAGCUCUGCAUCAACACGGCCGGGAGCUACCACUGCGCCUGCCGCGCCGGCUUCAGCCUCGCCGCCGACGCCAAAGCGUGCCAGCCUGCGGCGCUGGCCCCCAAACCAGAGCCAGGCGUCGCCAGCCCGGAAGGUCCAUCCAGUGAAAUGAAGGAAGAAAUGAAAGACUUGAAGAACAGGGUGGAAGCACUGGAGCAGAAGCUCCAGUUGGUGCUGGCCCCCUUCCAUAACCUCAUGCCAUCUGCGCCAGACGACGUGGGCACAGACCCCAUCAGCCGGCUCUCCCACUCCCUCCAACAACUGGACAGAAUUGACUCCCUGAGCGAGCAGAUCUCCUUCCUGGAGGAGCGGCUGGAGACGUGUUCCUGCAAGAAUGAACUCUAGCCAAAUGUCUGAGGAACUGGGGCAAGCAGAGUUCAUCCGUACUGAUCUCCCCAGCCAGCCCAAGGCUGGGAGCGAAGUCACAUCAUGCACGGGAAGACACAGGGUAACAGGAGAAAGCUGGUUUCCCAUCAGUAUCUCCAUCUUUUCACCUUCAAACUCACCUUAUUGAAGAUCGUGCAGCUACUUCCAAACUGGACUUCUAACCCUUGGCAUCUCACCCCAUUCUGCUGGAGCAGCAGAGAAUAAAAGAGAGAAUAAAAGCCUUACCUUGUGCCAUUA